Molecule: messenger RNA, 1108 nt
Organism: Calliphora vicina (urban bluebottle blowfly)
Lineage: Eukaryota; Metazoa; Arthropoda; Insecta; Diptera; Calliphoridae
Exons: 2
Coding region: 134-1051 (305 amino acids)
Source: RefSeq, a predicted model, not a curated record
GUAUAUUCGAAGUGUAUCUGCAGGGAAAAGAUGCAGAUAGAGCGAAAUUGUAUUUAUAGCACAUACUAUUCAACUUGCUGACUAUACACAAGAACCAUUAAUUUAUACUAUUUGGCAUUCGUUAUUAUACAAAAUGUCGGAAAUUGACACAGAUGACUUUAAGGCAAAGUAUAAACCAAAUGCAACAACAAUAACAAAUAAGGCAUUGAAAUAUUUUCCUAAUGUCAAGCACUUUUUCGAAAUUCUACUUCAAAAUACAAAUAUUACAACUAAACAUGUUGGACGAUCAUUUCAAUAUAAUCCGAACGUGGAGAGAUAUUUUUAUUUUAAAGCCCAUGGAGUUUUUAUGGAUUAUUUUAUAAGGAAACAUUUGUCCAAUAAAUAUAAUAUUAAAAUAACUGUUUCACGCACAGAGUAUAUUCUGGAAAAUCCUGAUAAUUACACUAUGGCAAAAAAUGAAACACUAUGGGAUUCUAUUAAAGAACAUUAUGAAAUUUUUAAAGAUUCCAACACCCAGGCAAUGGAUAUUAUUGAAAGUAUUAAAUUUGUAGCAUUUUCACAUUUAAUAUAUUUUGAAGAACCGAUACCGGUGCAUGAGUACACAGUAAAUGAGGAUAAUUUACGUGAAAUUAUAAGAUAUUUUGAAAGACUGCCAUAUAAAACGGUAGAAUUGCAUCAAAACCUAGGCUGUGAUUAUUUUAGUGCACAUGCCGAUAUAAUAUUCGACGACGAUGUGAUAUACGAAAUAAAGACCUCCAAAUUUAAAUCCCUUACAUAUGACAAACCUAAGAUACAAUUAAGUAAGUUUUAUCAAACGAUUAUCUAUGGAUUCGGUCUCUACAAAAAUACGGGAAUUAAAUUAAAAAAAUUCAAAAUUUACAACCCUUUAUUAGGCGAUGAGUUUUCUAUUGAAUUAGACAAUAUUGAUUUUGAGUUGUUUGAAAAAGUCCUGAAGCGCGAUGUGGCAGUAUUUAGUCGUUGGCGCGAAAUUUUAAACGAUGAAAUGAUUUUGAACUUGUUAUUAUUUUCUGGAGAAGAAGAUCAAAAAUAAGGUUAUGUAUGUAAGUUAUAUAUUUAAAUAAAUAUACAAUAAAUAUGUAUAAAAUAA